GCUUUUAUUCACCACUUUGUAUGGUUCUCUUGUGGCCACCUGUUGCCCACUUCUUACAACAUGAACCAGUGGGAACUAUUUGCCACUUUCAUUAACAAGAGCAUAAACAUAACAUAACUCUUACCCUUUUUCUUUUUUUUUUUUUUCUGGUUUUUCUCUUUGAUUUUUUUUCUUAAUUUCAAAGAAAUGGCCACCAUAACUGUUAGCAACUUUGCUGCAGUGUUGACUAAGGCAACUUUGAAGGGUUCAAACAAAGUUCAAUCAUCCAAAGUUCUUGGAUUGCCUGUGAUGGCAACAAAUGGUAGGGCUAGGUGCAGUCUAGAGCAGAAGUCUUCUUCAAACGGGCUGAGCUCGAACCCCAGCAUGGUGGCAUCAAUGAUGGCGGCAGCAGCAGCAGCGGUGACAACGGCUGCUGCACCGGCAACGGCGUUGGUGGAUGAGAGACUUUCCACGGAAGGAACAGGACUUCCUUUUGGCUUAAGUAACAACCUUCUGGGAUGGAUCCUUUUUGGAGUGUUUGGUUUGAUUUGGGCAUUGUAUUUUAUCUAUGUUUCUAGUCUUGAAGAGGAUGAAGAGUCUGGAUUGUCGCUUUGAUGAAUGAUGUAAGAAUAUUGGGCUCAUGGUUUUUACUUUCCGCCAUUUCUUACUAAAUUAACCCUUUCAAUUUUAUGAAAGUAACAAA
Molecule: messenger RNA, 682 nt
Organism: Gossypium arboreum
Lineage: Eukaryota; Viridiplantae; Streptophyta; Magnoliopsida; Malvales; Malvaceae
Product: photosystem II reaction center W protein, chloroplastic-like
Exons: 2
Coding region: 187-594 (135 amino acids)
Biological process (GO): photosynthesis
Cellular component (GO): photosystem II; chloroplast
Source: RefSeq, a predicted model, not a curated record